UGCAGUUGUUGUUAGUUCUUCCAGCGCGAUCAUUGCUGAGCUUCUCAGUUCUCAACUUACUUAGCCACAUUUGCAGUGGUGUUUGCCGUUUGGGCUCUAAAGGAUUAAAAAGUGCAAAGCGAACUCAUGUUCAAGCUUAUUCUGCUUUGCGCUGCGCUGAGCAUUGCCUAUGCUGGCGUCAUUGGGCCUGGAAAUUACUAUGGCGGACCGGCAGGACCGUUGCACAGCUAUGCGGGCUAUGGUCUACAUCAUGCAGCAUAUGCGGCACCAGCUCCAGCUCCAGCUCCAGCUCCAGCUCCGAAGCCCGCUGCACCGGAGCCAUAUGAUGCUGAUCCCAAGUACUCCUUUGGCUAUGACAUACAGGACGGCUACACUGGCGAUCUGAAGAGCCAGCAUGAGACACGUCAUGGCGAUGUCGUCAAGGGCAGCUAUUCCGUCGUUGAUCCAGAUGGCACCAAGCGCACUGUUGACUACACUGCAGAUCCGCAUCAUGGUUUCAAUGCGGUUGUGCGCAAGGAGCCGUUGGGCUAUAAGCAUCUACCAGGCCCAGCACCUGCACCGCCAUUGCCACCAGUGCCCAAAACACCGCUAUCGCUGCUCUCUUAUCCGCUUGCCUAUCGUCCAGAGCCAGCGCAUGUGCCUGCUCCGCCCGCUCCGGCUCCAGUGCCCGUCGCCAUUUCAGCGCCCGCUCAUUUACCCGCUCCACACUUCCAUGCUGCUUAUCCCGCCUUAGCACAUAGCCCCUAUGCACAUUAUCCUGCUCCUGCUGUUGAUCCCCAUGCCUACUAUCAUCACUGAGUGCCCGUUACUUGUUUACUUGGCAACUAGAAGGCGAUCUCUUUCAACUGUCUAUAUCUUUCUCUCUAUCUAUAUCUUUACUCCUAACUUGUAUUCGCUGCUUUCAGUAUCUUUCUUGUGGUAUUCGUCAUUGGAUGUUGGUAAUACGCUAUAAGUUCAAGUGUAAAAUAGAAUAGGUGAAUAAACUUGAGAA
Molecule: messenger RNA, 991 nt
Organism: Drosophila busckii
Lineage: Eukaryota; Metazoa; Arthropoda; Insecta; Diptera; Drosophilidae
Gene: Cpr92A
Product: cuticle protein 7
Exons: 2
Coding region: 127-798 (223 amino acids)
Cellular component (GO): extracellular matrix
Source: RefSeq, a predicted model, not a curated record